GAAGGGACAGGAGAGAUGGGGAGUGGAGCCAGCGCUGAGGACAAAGAACUGGCCAAGAGGUCCAAGGAGCUGGAGAAGAAACUACAGGAGGAUGCUGACAAGGAGGCCAAAACCGUCAAACUGCUAUUGCUGGGUGCUGGCGAGUCAGGAAAGAGCACCAUCGUCAAACAGAUGAAGAUCAUUCACCAGGAUGGCUACUCACCAGAAGAAUGCCUGGAAUUCAAGGCUAUCAUCUAUGGGAAUGUGUUGCAGUCCAUCCUGGCUAUCAUCCGGGCUAUGUCCACACUGGGCAUCGACUAUGCUGAACCGAGCUGUGCGGAUCACGGGCGACAGCUCAACAACCUGGCCGACUCCAUCGAGGAGGGGACCAUGCCGCCUGAGCUGGUGGAGGUCAUCAAGAAGCUGUGGAAGGAUGGCGGGGUGCAGGCCUGCUUUGACAGGGCUGCAGAAUACCAGCUCAAUGAUUCGGCGUCUUACUAUCUGAACCAACUGGACCGGAUUACAAACCCCGACUAUCUCCCCAAUGAGCAAGAUGUGCUUCGUUCCAGAGUCAAAACCACAGGCAUCAUUGAGACCAAGUUCUCUGUCAAAGACCUGAAUUUCAGGAUGUUUGAUGUGGGCGGACAGAGAUCAGAGAGGAAGAAGUGGAUCCACUGCUUCGAGGGUGUCACCUGCAUCAUUUUCUGUGCAGCCCUCAGUGCCUACGAUAUGGUGCUGGUAGAAGAUGACGAAGUGAAUCGUAUGCAUGAGUCUUUGCACCUGUUCAACAGCAUAUGUAACCACAAGUUCUUUGCUGCUACUUCCAUUGUCCUCUUUCUCAACAAAAAGGACCUGUUUGAGGAAAAAAUCAAGAAGGUUCAUCUCAGUAUUUGUUUUCCAGAGUAUGAUGGAAACAACUCCUAUGAGGAUGCAGGGAAUUAUAUCAAGAGCCAGUUCCUUGACCUCAAUAUGAGAAAAGAUGUCAAAGAAAUCUACAGUCACAUGACCUGUGCUACAGAUACUCAGAAUGUCAAAUUCGUGUUCGAUGCAGUCACAGAUAUUAUCAUCAAAGAAAACCUCAAGGACUGUGGCCUCUUCUAA
This is a messenger RNA of Ochotona princeps (American pika), 1080 nucleotides long. It is a transcript of the gene GNAT2, whose product is annotated as G protein subunit alpha transducin 2. Gene Ontology annotation, cellular component: heterotrimeric G-protein complex; photoreceptor inner segment; photoreceptor outer segment. Gene Ontology annotation, biological process: detection of chemical stimulus involved in sensory perception of bitter taste; adenylate cyclase-modulating G protein-coupled receptor signaling pathway. Gene Ontology annotation, molecular function: G-protein beta/gamma-subunit complex binding; GTP binding; GTPase activity. The coding region runs from base 16 to 1080 and encodes 354 amino acids. The record is from RefSeq and is a predicted model, not a curated record. The transcript has 8 exons. Lineage: Eukaryota; Metazoa; Chordata; Mammalia; Lagomorpha; Ochotonidae.